Prunus armeniaca (apricot) is the source of this 210-nucleotide messenger RNA. Lineage: Eukaryota; Viridiplantae; Streptophyta; Magnoliopsida; Rosales; Rosaceae. The record is from the annotation of a GenBank genome assembly.
AUGUCAGAAGGUCGCUUUACAUUUGCUUUUUCAAUGGCGGAGGAAAGCCCAAAGGCAAUUUACAAGAAAAUGACAAAAGUAAACAUUUUUUGGGUGAAAUUCGCAGGAAAAUGGAGCGCAGUCCCAUAUUUUGAAGCGAUGGGAGGUGCCCUGGGAAUGGCAAACAGUGCCCUUAACAUCACUUGCUUGUGGACUGAGGUGGGUUCUUAG